Anthonomus grandis grandis is the source of this 2607-nucleotide messenger RNA. Its product is annotated as solute carrier family 26 member 6-like. NCBI's taxonomy places the organism in Eukaryota, Metazoa, Arthropoda, Insecta, Coleoptera, Curculionidae. Gene Ontology annotation, biological process: transmembrane transport. Gene Ontology annotation, molecular function: chloride transmembrane transporter activity; oxalate transmembrane transporter activity; sulfate transmembrane transporter activity. The coding region runs from base 407 to 2494 and encodes 695 amino acids. Gene Ontology annotation, cellular component: membrane. The transcript is spliced from 12 exons. The record is from RefSeq and is a predicted model, not a curated record.
CACCUUUUAAUGAUAUAAAUUGGCACGAAAUUGUAAAACCCUUCAAAUUAUUAAAUUCGGUCCACCUUUGUUAUACCAUGAUAUUACCCAACCAAUUAUUUAAAUGAUAUAGCAAAAUAAAUUAAAAUUCUUCUAUUAGCAAAUUUUGCUAAACUAAACAUAUGAUAUUUAUGUCACACGAGUUCACUAUGCGUAUGCUCCAUUAUCCAUUGGGUAAACACCAUAUAAUCCCUCCAAACAUUAUUUUUUUGUUUUAAAUGUUGUCUCAAACGAUUGCGCAUAAUAUAUCUGCCGGUAAAAUUAAGUAAACCCAAGGUGUUUUAAUAAAAACAUUUUAUUAAAAUAACCGCGGUCGUGUGGUAAAGUAAGUGAUCACUGCGGGGUUUUUGGUGCCUUAAGGGAUAUAAUGGACGAUUUCGGUAGUAGGGAGGAAUUGGGACAGAUCAGGAUCGAGAGGCCUUUUUAUGAACAUAAACAGUUGAGGGAGGAUUUUUGUUAUGAGAAACCGAAGAAACCAAAUGCUGCCAAAAAAUGGACCGAAGACUUUCGUUUAAAAAAGGUUAUUGUCAGCACAGUACCGGUGCUGGACUGGCUUUUAAAGUAUAAUUGGAAAACUGAUUUUCUUAAAGAUAUAAUUGCUGGACUUACCAUCGCUAUUAUGCAUAUACCACAAGGAAUGGCUUAUGCCAUGCUAGGAAACGUCCCAGCAGUUGUAGGAAUAUACAUGGCCUUUUUCCCAGUACUAAUUUAUUUUAUCUUUGGUACCUCCAAGCAUAACUCAAUGGGUACAUUUUCUGUGGCUUGCCUAAUGACGGGCAAAGCUGUUAUACAAUUCAGUGAUCCAGCUUACUUUACUUCCACAGGAUCAACUGUGAAUGUCGAUAAUUCUACUACGGUAGAACCAACUGGAUAUAGUCCGAUAGAAGUUGCUACAGCUGUCACUUUUAUUGUAGCAUUGUUUCAGUUAGGAAUGUAUUUCCUUCGAUUGGGAGCUGCAAGCGCUUUACUCUCUGAGACGUUGGUGAGUGGAUUCACCACAGGAGCUGCAGUUCAUGUUUUGGUCUCACAGGUGAAAGAUUUAUUGGGGCUUAAUCUACCUAAGUUUAAAGGAUACUUCGCAAAUGUUUAUAUAAUAACAGCAGUGAUAGAAAACAUAAGAGACGUAAACACCACGGCAAUUAUAAUAUCAAUUGUAACGAUCACGAUAUCUGCUAUCAACAAUGAUCACUUUAAGCCUCUGGUAGCAAAAGUGUCUCCAUUUCCUUUUCCAAUGGAGCUGGUAGCAGUAGUGGUGGGCACCUUGGUAUCAAAGUACUGCUACUUGCACACUAAUUAUGGUAUAACUAUUGUUGGGGAUAUUCCUGUGGGGUUACCUACACCUACAGCUCCCCCAUUCGAGCUGCUUCCCAGCUUAGUAGUGGAUGGAAUCACUACUGCCAUUGUCUCUUACACGAUCAACUUGUCGAUGGCGUUAAUUUUCGCUCAGAAGCUGGAUUAUGAAGUUGAUGCCAACCAAGAACUGUUAGCAAUGGGCCUGAGCAACGUUUUUGGAUCGUUCUUCUCAUGUAUGCCAGUGUGUGCCUCCUUAUCCAGAUCACUGAUCCAGCAAGUUGUCGGCGGUGUUACCCAGAUAGCUUCAAUAGUGUCUUGCCUUAUUUUACUUGUAGUUUUGUUAUGGAUUGGGCCAUUUUUUGAACCAUUACCUAAAGCUGUUCUGGCAAGUAUCAUAGUCGUCGCCCUAAAAGGAAUGUUUUUGCAAGUGCUCGAUUUUUGGAAAUUCUGGAAGCUUAGCAAGAUUGACGCUUUGGUGUGGAUAGGCACUUUUAUCACAGUCGUUUUCAUUGGGAUCGAUAUUGGAUUACUGUGUGGGGUGGCUUUGUCCUUGGCCACUAUUUUUGUACUCAGCUUUAGACCUCACACGUGUUUGCUAGGACAAGUUCCUAGUACUGAUUUGUAUUUGGAUAUUGCGAGAUAUAAAGCGGCCAAGGAAGUAGAAGGUAUUAAAAUAUUCCACUACUCGGGAGGAAUCAAUUUUGCUACAAAAGCGAUGUUCAAAGCAGACUUAAUCCGCUUGGUAGGAAUUAAUCCCCAGAAGGAAGUCGUAUACAGAGCGAAACUCGCUAAGUACCUAGGAAAAGUGGAUGAUCUAUCGGAUAAAAAAACAGAUACUCUAUCAAACAAACUGGAAAAAGUCCAAAACAAAGUCAACACGCAAAUGAGAUGCUUAGUUUUGGAUUUUUCAUCGGUAAGCCAUAUAGAUCCUUCAGGAGUGAGCAUGUUAAAGUCUGUUGCUGAUAGUUUCACAAAACUGGAUAUUCCUGUGUAUAUUGCUAGCUGCAAAGAGCCGAUAUAUGAAAUGCUAACAAAAGUUUAUCCGGAACAUGUGGCUAAAACUGGAUUCAGAUCAUUUCCUACAGUCCAUGAUGCAGUACAUUAUUCCACUGAACUAUUUGCAUCUAGUAGUAACUCUACGAUAUCAACGAUAAGACUUUAAUAUGUGGAUAAUGUGGUAGUAUUAAGUAAUUUUAUUAAAUAAUAUGUGAUAUUUUGUAUUAUAUGUAUAUAUCGAAAAUAUUAUAAUUAAAAUUAAGUUAUUCAUAUUUUGUA